CGCGACGUGCCGCGGCGUAGGGCUGAUCCGUCUCGUAUAGCUCCCCUGUGCAUUGCGGUGACGUUUGGUUGUCAUUUCGCGAGGGCAGCUGCAUUUCGGUGUGACGUGUGCUGCUGGAGUCAUCGCCGGGGAGGCAGAACUCAUCGCAGGUGGGAUGAAGCGACGGCAUGGGAUGCAGAGAAGCUCCCUCCGUUUGUUUGUGGCCGUACAGAGCACGUCGAGUCCCAAACACUGGCGUCGAUGAAGGGAUGACUGCCUUUGACGCCGAAGGAUGUCCACAGUGACUGACCGGUGUUGUGCGUGAAGCGCUCAUCGUCGGAAGAUAGAACAAACAAACACCACGAUGGAAGCAGGUGACGUGACACACACAAACACAAGGCAGCGAGCGGGAGGCGUCAUCAACAGUGAUUGUUCUCCGUGUGGCAGGUGAGUGUGACGCUGGUGGCAAUGGUGGCGGUGGAUCAUCAGCGACUCAUCUGCCCGGCAGUGUCACUGAUGCUGCGAACCAGCAGGUCAGCGUCAGCCUUCACCAGCGGCAUUUCGUUGCAUCGACGUGUGUGAGGCUUCUGUGUGAUGCAGGCUGCCAGUUACAGUGACGUUCUCCAUCGCAUGCGCGAGCAGCUUGAGCUCAUGCGAGACAUCACCAGCACACUACACACUCAGGUAUGCAGCCCUGGUCGCUUCCACAGGUCCCUGCCUCGUCUGUUGGCUGUCUUUCGUGUCAGUGCGUCGAUCUGUCGGCGACACGAGAGGAUGUGUCUGGGCGACUGGCUGAGCGGUUGAUGCGCAUUGAGUCGGACAUUGCCCACAUGAAACAGAUGAUCGAGAGCUCACAGGUGCGCAUGUCGAUGGAUGCGGGAUGUGAGUGCAUUUUUGUGAGCUCGCGUGGUGUGCCUUUAGGUUCGUGUUGGCGAGGCGGUGGGUGUAUCUCACUCGGUACUUGAAGAGGAAAGGGGAGAGAGACCGUCAUUGACGGCGGGCAAUAUCUUCCAUGUGUGAGUGCAGCUACCUGCAGCCGUGAAGGAGGAUGAUUCCCCUGCUCCUGCGGCUGUUAGUGCUAGCAGUAGCACUGCUGCUGCUCGUGCCGGUAGUACGCAGCGACACAAGGAUGAAACAGCGACCCGCCACAUGCGCCAAGAGCCCCCCCUCUCUCUCUCUCUCUGUGUGUGUGUGUGUGUGUGUGUGUAUGUGUGUGCAGGUGGUGUGUCAGAGGACUUUGAGCAAGGAGAGAGCAAAGGCCAGCAAUAGCUGCAGGAGGUCAGUACAUGCAUACACCGACAGACAUCGCACUCGGGACUCAUUUCUCUCACUCCCCUGUGUCCGUCUGUGUGUCGGUCUGUGUGUGUGUGUUUGUGUGUGCCUGUCAGGGUGUCGGCCCGCGGUGUGUGGGCGUCCUGACGGCUGAGCCGCUGUGCGAGCGGACGAUGUCAUGCCCCUUCCUCGCCACCAAGAAGGCCUCUGUGCCGCCUCGCGAGAUCGGGAAGGGGCCGGAGGACACGACGGGUGCCACUCACCGCAACAUGCCCAUCGCACCCCGUUCUCUCGACCAGGGCGCCAGCCACAGCAGAGGCCGCUCGUCAUCCCUGCCGCCUCGAGUGGUGUCCCCGUCGCUGCAUGAUGAUGCCUCACCAUCUGGCCAGCGCAGCUCCGGAGGACAGGUGAAGCACGCCCAACCCAAUAGCAGCCCCUUGGUGGCAGCAUGCAGUGUCCAAUUCUUUCUCCCCCGGUCAAACAGGUUCGCAUAGAGGAUAUCGAGGUUCUGCACCAGCUGCUUGUGCAGGUGGGGCGAUGGAUGGGAGGCAGCACCAACCAGACACACCACCGACACCGUGCAUGGGUGUUGCUCAUUCCCUCCUUUUGUGUGCUCCGUGCCUUCAGAACCACGCGAUAGCUUGUAUGGACGCCUCUCAGCUGCCCAACCAGGUCAGUCGGCGUCCCACAGCCACGGUGGUCGUCUACAAGUCAGGCUGCGGUGGAUGUGUGAGUUAUAUGUGUGUUGAUGCAGAGUCCCAUGACGCUGCAGGACCACGCGUCGGUGAGAAGAGCCCUGCAGGCAGCGAAGGACGCCCUGUGGAUGGGCUUCGGGAGCCUCCAGAACAUCAGAUACCAGGCAGGCACCUUGGCACGCACAACGACACACAGCGGCAGCACCGGCCAUGUCGCAAAAGGCUCUGUUCUGUAUGUGGUUUGCAGCACGACCCACAGCUGGAGGGCAACUUGUUCCAUCUGCACAAGAGGGGCAGCAUGUCAACUCGCAACGACGGACCGGUACACAACAACUAACACACAGAGGAAAACAUCGGCGUCGCGCCGCACUCCGUACCUGUCUGUCUGUAUGUCGAUCGAUCACCAGGCGCAACUUCUGUUGACCCCUUUGGAUCAUGCCAACAUCAGCAGCUUCUUCAGCCCCCGUGACCUCGGCCAUCGCCUUCUCAGCAAAGGCGCCUUCUCACUCUCGUACGGCUGCUGCGACCGCUUCGCCGUCGACUACGCCAAGUCGGCCACGAGGGCCAUGUGGGAGCGGAUGCCUACCGAUGUGGCCCGCAACAUGGGGCGCGGACUGGUCAACCUCAAGACGCUGGUGGUGCGCUACCCCGUUGACGCUCCGUCGUGGUGCUGCGAGGUCACUUACAAUCCCCUGUGGUGCUCCCACGUGUGGGUGUCCAUUGUCGAGGGCCACGUGGAGGGCCGGGAGGCAAUGAAGAAGGAGAAGCGGCAGCGAGAGGCCAGCAGCAGGGGCGCUCCCACAGCCACAACCAAUCAGCAAGCGUCCUUCCACGGCAAGGCCGACAAGGGGUCGCUCCACACCAUCGUCUUCGAGGCGGUCCCCUUGUCAGAGUGCGACAGGGCAACUUCUGUCUCGAAUGAAUAUUCGAGGCUGACGAUACGUUUGUUGAAUGAAUAUUCUUGGCCUCCACCCGCUUCUAGCUCCUCUAGUCGCACCCCCCGCCGCCGUUCCCUGCCACCGCCCACCCCCAUCACCCUCCCUGCGCUGACCACCAUCACCGGCCUCCGCCCAGGUCAGGCCAACAUCAUCAGCGACAGAAGGUGGCGCACACCGGCACUCGAGCGGGCGCAGGGCUCCACCACCCAGCUCCCUCCCAAUCCUCGCCCCUGGGACCGUGCUUCUCUGUCCUUCAUCGGCACAUCCAAGCGCCUCAAGCACAUCGACAUGGAGACGAAAAUGGGUGUGAUGGUGGAGGUGCUGUCGAGGGUGUCGCCGCCGGCUGACGGGCAGCCAGGGGGGCUCGCCGCACUCGAGACCAUCGCCACGCUCGAGCUCGAGAUCGGCCUCAGCAAGUCGGAGGCUGCUGUAGACAAACUUCGGGUAAGAAGGGAUCACAACGGACGGGAAAUGAUGCCCGACACGCAAAUAUCAUCGGCGAAUCUUUAUGGCGUGUUUUCCUUCCCUUAGGGUCUGCUGGUGCGCCACAAGUGCCGAUCGAUCCGCUCUAUCUUGAUCUUGAUCAAUAUCGAGAAGAACGCUGUCGAUUCCCGUGAGCUCUUCGCCUUCCUGUCGGCAGUCGAUCGCCUGCAGGAAGCACUCGGCACCCACACAGACAUCUCCAUCCUCACGCCAUACCUGCGAGAUAGAGGGCUGCGCGUCGGUUUCCACCUCCCCGCCAUAGUGCCUGCCACCUCCUACCGUCUCUUCACCUUCACAUUCAACAUGAUCGCCGGCCAGGCCGCGACCGUCGAGUGGCGUGUCGACGCAUCUCGUCAGGAGGAGCUUCGCAGCCCCCCUCAGGCCGAGACAGACCUCUUCCACACUCUGCGCUUCCCCUCGGCCAAAAAGGUGGACGUCUCGGUCGACAAUCUGGGGGCCCUCGCCAGCCGCCCGCUGCCCACCCUCUCCGCUCUCGCUGCUCUCCCAGCUGACGCAUUCCCCGCAGCCUCAAAGCUUGCGAUUGUGGACGGUCGGCUGUGUGAGCCCGGUGGUGUGCUGGCACAGAAAAUGCCCAAGAUCGCGAGCGUGACGGUCGGCCCAUCAAAUUCAUCGGGUGCGGUGAUGGCCGCCGACCUUCUGGGGCUGCUCCGACGGGCCGGGGGUGGCAAGACGCUACGUGUGGACAUCGGUGGAGUAUUGGGCGGAUUGGGUGGGGCCGGUGUAAGGUGGGAUGAGGACUAG
Vitrella brassicaformis is the source of this 4129-nucleotide messenger RNA. The record is from the annotation of a GenBank genome assembly. NCBI's taxonomy places the organism in Eukaryota, Vitrellaceae.